This is a messenger RNA of Solanum dulcamara, 912 nucleotides long. RefSeq lists its product as uncharacterized. NCBI's taxonomy places the organism in Eukaryota, Viridiplantae, Streptophyta, Magnoliopsida, Solanales, Solanaceae. The record is from RefSeq and is a predicted model, not a curated record. The transcript is spliced from 4 exons. Bases 103 to 789 code for a protein of 228 amino acids.
UGAACAUUAUCACCUCUUAACUACUUUGUUUUCACAUCUCUGGACAAUUAAAAUGGCCAGAAAAUCUGAAAACCAGAUAGAAUUUAAUAUCCACCGCAAGAAAUGGAGCUCUGGAAAAUCCGUUACUACAAUAUUCUGAAAUCAAUUUUGUUUCUGAAUUUUAUCAUUUGUGUGAAUUCUCAGAUUCGAGAUGGGUUCUGGUACGGCGACAAAAUCAACAAAUCACAAUCAAUAUUAAUCGAGGCUUUCUUCGAUCCAGUUUGCCCUGACACUAGAGAUUCAUGGCCGCCUCUCAAGAAAGCUCUCCAUCACUACGGUUCUCGUGUUUCUCUUGUUGUUCAUACUUUCCCCUUGCCUUACCAUGACAAUGCAUUUAUUUCCUCGCGCGCGUUGCACAUUGUCAAUAAGUUGAAUUCUUCUGCCACAUACAGAUUACUGGAGGCUUUCUUUGAUCAACAGGAUAAGUUUUAUGGCCAAGCAACUUUCAACUUGUCCAAAGCAUCUGUUGUAGAUGAAGUUUCAAAAUUUACAUCCAAUGCAAUUGGGAAUUCGAAUUACACUGCUAUAAAGGCUGGAUUUAAUGACCCCAAAACUGAUCAAGCAACAAGAAUUUCCUUCAAGUAUGGUUGUGUAAAAGGCGUAUAUGGGGCGCCGUUUUUCUUCGUAAACGGGUUUCCUCUGCCUGAUGCUGGCUCACCAUUGGACUACAAAACAUGGAGAAAUACCCUUGAUCCAUUGAUUUCACCAGAAGGACAAUUAAGAACUGAAAAUUUGCAUUUCUCCUUGUGAAUUACUGAUCUUUUAGUCUCCAAUUGUAUCUGUACUCUUAUCACCUAAUGUCUUGAGCUAGAGAGACAAAUUAAACUCAUUUUUCUUAUGUUUAUAGAUAUAGUGACAAAAUAUUUAUGGCUU